This is a messenger RNA of Hippoglossus stenolepis (Pacific halibut), 1964 nucleotides long. Its product is annotated as F-actin-capping protein subunit alpha-2. Gene Ontology annotation, biological process: actin cytoskeleton organization; barbed-end actin filament capping. Gene Ontology annotation, molecular function: actin filament binding. The record is from RefSeq and is a predicted model, not a curated record. Gene Ontology annotation, cellular component: F-actin capping protein complex; actin cortical patch. NCBI's taxonomy places the organism in Eukaryota, Metazoa, Chordata, Actinopteri, Pleuronectiformes, Pleuronectidae. The transcript has 10 exons. Bases 70 to 975 code for a protein of 301 amino acids.
AAGGGAGCGACAGCAUCCGUGACAUCUGAUGUAAACUGAACUGAACCGAGCUGGGAAGCCACCCAUGCCAUGACGUCACGGAGCUCUGACAAGCUGGUGGUGCCGGAAGAAAAGAUGGCGGAUCAUGAGGAGCAGCUAUCCGACGAGGAAAAGGUACGCAUAGCAGCUAACUUCGUCAUCCAUGCCCCACCAGGAGAGUUCAAUGAGGUUUUCAAUGAUGUGCGAUUGCUGCUCAACAAUGACAAUCUUCUCAGGGAAGGUGCAGCUCAUGCAUUUGCACAGUACAACUUGGACCAGUUUACCCCGGUGAAAAUCGAGGGCUACGAAGAACAGGUCUUAAUCACAGAGCAUGGUGACCUUGGAAACGGCCGGGUUCUGGACCCCAAGAACAAGAUCUCCUUCAAGUUCGACCACCUGAGGAAGGAGGCCAGUGACCCACGGCCCCAUGACACCGACAGCUCCCUGGAGGGCUGGAGGAGCUCUGUGGACUCAGCCGUCCGGGCCUAUGUGAAGGAGCACUAUCCCAGUGGAGUCUGCACCAUUUAUGGGAAAACCAUCGACGGACAUCAAACCAUCAUCGUGUGCAUCGAGUGCCAUCAGUUUCAACCAAAAAACUUCUGGAACGGACGCUGGAGGUCAGAAUGGAAAUUUUCCGUCUCCCCCUCCACCACUCAAGUGGCAGGAAUCAUGAAAAUCCAGGUUCAUUACUAUGAGGAUGGAAAUGUCCAGCUGGUGAGCCACAAAGAGGUGCAGGAGUCCAUGUCUAUUUCUAAUGAGGCUUCAACUGCAAAGGAGUUUGUAAAGAUCAUGGAAGCUGCAGAGAAUGACUAUCAGACGGCCAUCAAUGAGAAUUACCAGACCAUGUCGGACACUACCUUCAAAGCCUUACGCCGCCAGCUUCCUGUGACACGCACCAAGAUCGACUGGAACAAGAUCCUGAGCUACAAGAUUGGCAAGGAGAUGCAGAACGCUUAAUAACAGCAGAGAAGAUAAACAGACAGCUCACCCCACCCCCUCCCAAACAACGUUGCAUGGAUAGUUGUAUCGUCUUUGUACAAAAAUUUGAGAAACAGGGAAAAAGAAAGGUUUGGUCUCAUAGUCAGAUGUCACCUUACACAUUGGAUGUCUACUUAUAUUCUUGGUAUUUUGUUUUUAUACAGACACUGUAAACCCCACUGUAUAUUGACUCUAUGAUAAUCGAAUUUGGGAAAAUAUAAGCUGAGGAAAUAUGACGAGACAUAGGAAAUGGGACGGACACUUGUAUGCAAAAACACCCAUAUCAAAUAUAAUAUCACGUGUGCAAUAUUUAUUGUGUCAGUGAGACCAUACCUUUUAUUUGACCUGCUAAUAAACGGAUUCAAUUUGCGGUGAUGGUGAAACAAAGAAUUUUUGGGAGAAGUUUGUCUGCAUUAACCUAAGAGCUCCAAUAUUAUGGCUGAAAAGAGAUGACUCCCUUCACUCCACGGUUAAUAUCCUAUAUGGUCAACAAACCCCCCCCACAACAAACAAAAGAAACAUUCUUGGUGUUCAUUGACUGGUAUCAUUGGCACAAGCAGUCACUCAGUGUUCUUGUUCCUUUAUUUUGGUACUUCCCUCACUGUUUUUCCUGUACGUGAGAUCUCAUGCUCGCAGCACUCCUGGCUAAAUUGCCUUUUUAACUCAACAUCCUCUGAUCCAUCCCUCAGCGCAAGGAGUUCUGUGACCACUUAACAAGCUUAAUUAACAAAAGUCAUCAAACGCAAAGUAAUGUGCAUAAUGUCGAAUUUACAAUAAAACAAAAAGUAUCACUUUCUCCUUCAGUGCUUAUUUUUAUUAAAAAAACAGAACCUGUCUGUAUUAUAUAACAAGGCACAUUGUAAUAUAUACCUGUAUGAAACAUCCUGUCUGUCAGUUUGGUGAUUUAUUUCCAUGAGAGUAAUUGUAAUUCAGUCACAAUUAUGUUGGAUUAAAUGACAAAUUUUCUA